This is a messenger RNA of Rhizophagus irregularis DAOM 181602=DAOM 197198, 1731 nucleotides long. The record is from RefSeq and is a predicted model, not a curated record. Lineage: Eukaryota; Fungi; Glomeromycota; Glomeromycetes; Glomerales; Glomeraceae.
AUGAAUAGUCUCAAUACUCAAAAUAAAGUCAUACUUCCAGGAAAACUAUCAAUUGAAUGCUUUGAACAAGUUUUAACUAACCUUAAAGAUGAUCCUGGAACUCUUUUUUCAUGUUUAUUGGUAAAUAGGUGUUGGUGUCGUCUUUCUGUACCUUUAUUAUGGAGUCACCCUUUUGAAUAUCAUGGUUUUGGGGAAUUGGCCGCUAAUAUAAUACAAGUUUAUAUUUCUUGUUUACCGGUUGAUGAAUUACAAAUUUUAAUUGAUGAAGGUUUGGACCUUCCUGAAUGUCACCCUCCCCUUUUUGAUUAUCCAAGAUAUUUACAAAGUUUUGAAUCCGCUCAUUUCACUGGUGCUAUCAUGUCUUGGCUUUCUACAAAGGUUAAUACAAAAACUUUUGCUUCCGUUCUUGAAGAACGUGAUAUGGAUAUUUCUACAAAUACUUAUAUCGUUCAAACUAUUCUUGGUAAUCUUUUAUUUAGUCGUAGUAAAGGUAUAAAAGAUUUAGAUAUUGUUCAUUUUGAUGAAGAUGAUGAUUCUUUAAUCAUGGAUAUUACUACUUUUGAUGAUGCUAAUAGAGCUUUAUCUAGAUUAGAAAAACUUCAAUUCGAUUAUUCAGGUUGGUCCGAACAAGGGGAUAAAUCUUCUGAAAUUAUUUCAAAUCUUUUCGAUUUUAUGACUCAAAGUUCUCAUAAUAUUCAACAUAUUUAUAUUAAUAUAACAAAUAUAUCUGAUCAAGAUUUUGAUUUACCUCAAAUUGCUAUUAGUAUUUCAAAUUUAAUUAAAUCUCAAAAUAAUUUACGUGAUUUAAUUAUGUUGGAAUUUUGGACUCCUGAUGCUGCAGCUACUAUUUUUGAUUCUUUACCUUCUCAAUCAAAUUCUUUAACUUAUUUAAGACUUCAUGAUUUAUAUCAAGAUCAAUAUCUUUUCUUAUUAAAAAUUUUACCUACUUUAAAAAAUUUAGAAACUUUACAAUUAAUUAAUCUUCAUCCUGAUAUUGAUGAACCUUUUAGAUUUAUUGAAUCUUCUGAUACUAUUAUUAAUCUUAAAAAUUUACAUUAUCAAGAAGAAAAAUCUCAUUUAGAUAUUUCUACUCUUAUUGGUCCAAUUAUUCGUAUGGCUAAUUUAAAUUUGAGAUCUUUAUCUUUAGCUUCCGUUAAUCCUGAUUUAGUUGAAAUUAUUAGACAAUAUUGUCCUAAUUUAACUCAUUUAUCUUUAACUUUAACUACUCCUGAAAUUCCUAUUUCUGUAUCUAAUUUAUUAUCUACUUCAGUUUUUCUUCGUCAUUUUUCUAUUUAUAUUUAUUCUUCAGAAUUUCCUUUUCUUACAACUGAAGAAUUACUUAAAUUUUCAAGAUCUUUUCCAAAAUCAAUUUUAUAUUUCGGUUUUUAUUUAGCAAUUAAUUCUGAUAUUUUAAAUUUCUUUUUAAAAGAAUGUCCCGCUUCAUUUCAAGUUUUAUCUAUAUAUAGACCUGAAACUAUAGAGGAAAAUUUAUUAAAAGUUAUAAUAAAUUACGCCAAAGAUAAAAAAUCUUUAAGAAAAUUAUUAUUAGAUUCUGAUGUUGAUAUUUAUUCAUAUGAAGGAAGCGUUACAUCUGCUACUAUACAAGAAGCAAGAUCAAUCAUACCUAUAAUAGAUGGUACGAUAGAACAUAAUAGACCAUAUUCUGGGUCUGUUAUGGAUGAUUUAAAUGAUAGGGAAUUAUGGGAUAGUGAUUUAACACCUUUAUCAUGA